GAGGUGGUCACUCCGCAAAAAAAAAAGCCCACAGGGCCCCCGAUGGAGUCGGUGCAAUCAGCUGCGCGUCGUUUCUCGUUACGAUAAACAAGUAAUGAACGGCGAGAACCAGACAUUGAACAAUGGAGGGGAUGCUUUACAAGUGGACCAAUUAUAUAAGUGGUUGGCAGCCUCGCUGGUUUGUGCUCGAUGGAGGAACUUUGUCCUACUAUGACUCCCAGGAGGAUGCAUGGAAAGGAUGUAAGGGCAGCAUCAAAAUCUCAGUCUGUGAGAUCCAAGUCCAUUCCUCUGACUCCACCCGAGUGGACCUGACCAUACCGGGAGAGCAGUACUUUUACCUCAGAGCCAUCAACGCAGCAGAGAGGCAGAAAUGGCUGGUGGCGUUGGGAACCUCCAAAGCCUGCCUUACAGACAACCGAACAAAGAGAGAAAAGGAGCUUCAGGAGAACUCGGAGGCAUUGAAAACUAAGAUGUCAGAACUCAGAUUGUACUGUGACCUCCUUCUCCAACAAGUAAAAAAGAUCAAGGACAAUGAUGAGCUCGGAGACUUGGAGGAGACGGGCAUAGACACUGGAAACAUGGUAAAGUCUACAUGCACCACUUUCCUUAAGACUCUAGAGGAAUGCAUGCAGAUAGCAAAUCACACUUUUAGUUCAGAUGCGCCAUUACAGAGUCCCCCAGGAUCUCCUCCAGUAGCAGCCAUCAAACCCCAGAAGAUUAAACCUAUCAACCAUUUAAAUCAGAACCAUGGAGAAAAAUGGAUAGAUUUGGGUGAAACCUCAGGAGAAGCAAUUGCACAUGACAACCAGAGCCUUGACUCUGUAGCAGAGGGACCAGAUGAACCAGGUCGACCAGAACAUCAUCUUCCCUCAUCAGAUAUUGAUGAAAGCAACAACAGCUCAGUUCACGAGGAGCAAGUCGAUCCUACUGCACACACCAUCCAGAAUACCUCUGAGAUCGAACACUACGAGGAGCCCCCGGAGGGAGACGAGGAACACGAAGCCGAUGAUCAACAGGAGACGGAAGGGGAGCAGAACCACAAAGUGGACCAAAGUCAAGAGUACGACAACAACAACACGGAAGCAACCGCCGUCCAAGAGCAGCAGCAGCAACAUGAAGCCGUCGAGCAAGAGGAGCCUCUAAAGGAGGACGAGCCUUCCGGAGAUGCACAAGAGCCUGAAGACACAGAGCAGGUGGAAACUUUCUUCAGCACAAUGAGUCACAGAUUUAGUGAUAUAAGACUGGACGACGACAAUGGUAUCCCUACACAAGAGUUUUUGGACUCAUGCUAUGCAAUAGUGCCUGUAUUAGACAAACUGGGGUCCACAGUCUUUGCACCAGUUAAAAUGGAUUUUGUUGGAAAUAUCAAGAAAAUAAACCAGAAGUGGAUGUCGGACCCUGAGAGCUUCCCUACACUACAGUCCAUCGUGCUGCAGGAAAUCCAGACGAACGUGUCCCAGGUGCGGAACUCGGCCACCGAGGCUCUGCUGUGGCUCCGACGAGGCCUGAAGUUCCUCAAAGAGUUCCUGUCGGAGGUCAAUGCAGGAGAACGAGACAUCCACGGAGCGCUAAAUAACGCGUAUGGAAAGACCCUCCGACAGCACCAUGGAUGGGUUGUGCGGGGGGUGUUUGCUUUGGCCCUGAGAGCUGCCCCGAGUUAUCCAAGUUUCACCGCUGCCUUAGUGUCAAGAGAGGGCGACGAGCUGAAGAGCGGCUUCACCACUGGCAUGGACAGGGACCUGGGUGUGUACCUGCCGGCCAUGCAGAAGCAGCUGGGCCUCCUGGAUGCCCUGUAUGAAGAAUACAACCUGGAGUCUGACGAGGUUGUGUGAAGCACAGCAGGACAGAUCCUGACAGAACAGAGGGGCAGAGUAGUGUUUUAACUGCCGAAGGAAGGUGCCAAGUGUAUCUUGUGUACAAAAUAAUGUGAGCAUGUCCUGUGUGUCAGUGUGAGGCGUCUCCGGUGGUUCUUGAGCUCUACGACAGCAGAGCGGCUAGAGUUGACGAUGGUAUUAAUGUUUGUAGGAGUCCACAAGGGAAAAAGCAUUGGGCUUGACAAAAUGUAGAUUCCAGGUCUUGUUCAAAAGACCAUUGAAGGGACGUAUGGCCACGUUAUGCAGACUCCAACCAUAAUUAUUCAUGGUGACAUUUGUUUCUGGUGCACAUUUUGUCGAUGUUUCGUGGCUGAUUUUGUACUGUACCAUGUUUUAAGGUACAUGACCACAAUGUAUUUGGUACUGAACAGAUGAAAAUGAAAAGAAAUUCUUAACCAUCAUGAAACAAGGUGACACUCGCUACAAUCAUGAAGCUCCAUUCUGACAGAAACAAUGUCAGAUUGUUACAAUGCCCAUAUUUGCCUUAUGUAUGUGAUGAACUCACAUACUAGGCUAACUUUUAGUGUAUUGUGAACUUUCCCUGCACUGACCGUUGAUGUUAAGUGGAGAUUAUAAUCAAUGUUUAUGUAGUUUCUUUCCCACUAUUUUAACUCAAAUCCUCAUAUUUAGUAACGUAUAAUUCCAUUUGCUUCAGAGACUUUCCAUGGGACCAAUAAGGAGCUGUCAUCUGAAUGGCUUUAGCCUCUGCUGCCUACAGUUCCACAACACAAACACACACACACAAACACACAGAUGAAAUGAUACAGUGGCAUCUGUUGAAGUACUGAUAACUGCUGAGUAUUUAUGUGGACAUCCUCUGCACAAACCUAUGCAUUUCCACAGCGUCUAUUUAUUGUGUGUUAAGUUAUAAGUUCACAUUGAAGUCAUGGAGAUGGUUUCAGUCUGGCUUUUCUGUGAAUGUAUCCAGGAGGCAUGUUUAUUGAUUGCAUGGUUUUAUUUAUUAAAGAACCUACGUGCCAAUGGAAACUGAAUAUAGGCCAUGGUCUUGAGGUAACCAAGUAAAUUUGUAAUAAUAAUCGAAAGGGGAUAGAUUGUGAGCGUUAGAAUAUAUAGCUUCUGAAUUUCUUUAUCAAUAAUGAACAAUAACCAUCUAGAGGUUUGCUCUUAAUAUUUCCACCUUCUCAUCCACACACACACAGCUCUACCUGCACUUCAGUGUCGUCACCAGCUGUAAAUAAUACUUUAUGAUGUCACAUCAAAACUAAAACAAAUUAAAAGGGGGGGGGGGGCUGGGUUAAAGCAUGGCAGUAGAUUUACUGAGCUCUUGGAACAAAGUAGGAACAUCCUCCCAGGGCUUUUUUACUGAGACAUACCACAUAGUAUUUUACUUAACCUUUGUUUGUUUGUUUGAUUUUCAGGAAUGCAUACAAUGACACUAUUGUUGAACUAAUAAGUCAUUUGCAGCAGGUUUACUUUGCAGAUGUGCAAUGGGCCAAUUUUCUUUGCAGAUGAGAUCCAAAGUUAAUGCUGAAAAUAUGCUAUUGUAAUUUUAAUAUUACAUUUGUUUUGUUUUUCUAUGAAUGUAUAUAAGAUGCUAUUUGAAUUUUUACUUAAUAAAUGGUUACAUUGUC
Platichthys flesus (European flounder) is the source of this 3466-nucleotide messenger RNA. RefSeq names its product pleckstrin homology domain containing, family A (phosphoinositide binding specific) member 8 (gene plekha8). Gene Ontology annotation, molecular function: ceramide 1-phosphate transfer activity; ceramide 1-phosphate binding. Gene Ontology annotation, cellular component: cytoplasm; cytosol; membrane. The transcript has 13 exons. Gene Ontology annotation, biological process: intermembrane lipid transfer; ceramide transport. Lineage: Eukaryota; Metazoa; Chordata; Actinopteri; Pleuronectiformes; Pleuronectidae. The record is from RefSeq and is a predicted model, not a curated record. The coding region runs from base 123 to 1832 and encodes 569 amino acids.